AUCCUCCUUAUAUAUCAUCAAACAUCCCCUUUUUGGGACAUGCAGUUGCAUUUGGGAAAAGUCCAAUUGAAUUUUUGGAAAACGCCUAUGAAAAGUAUGGACCUGUGUUUAGCUUCACGAUGGUGGGGAAGACAUUUACUUAUCUGCUGGGCAGUGAUGCUGCUGCUCUUAUGUUCAAUAGCAAAAAUGAAGAUUUGAAUGCAGAGGAUGUGUAUUCACGGCUAACCACACCUGUCUUCGGCAAGGGAGUUGCAUAUGAUGUACCCAACCCAGUAUUUUUGGAACAAAAGAAGAUGCUAAAAAGUGGACUGAAUGUAGCACAAUUUAAAAACCAUGUACCAAUAAUAGAAGAAGAAACUAAGGAAUACUUUAAAACGUGGGGAGAGAAGGGAGAAAGAAACUUGUUUGAAGCACUUUCAGAACUAAUCAUUUUGACAGCAAGUCACUGUCUGCAUGGCAAAGAGAUAAGAAGUAUCCUCAAUGAGAAGGUAGCACAGUUGUAUGCUGAUCUGGAUGGGGGAUUUACGCAUGCUGCUUGGCUUUUGCCACAUUGGUUGCCUUUGCCAAGCUUCAGGCGAAGAGAUAGAGCCCACAAAAAAAUAAAGGCUAUCUUCUACAAAAUAAUUCAGAAACGACGACAGUCCUUGAACAGAGAGGAUGACAUGCUUCAGUGUCUACUGGACGUCACAUACAAGGAUGGGCGUCACCUGACAGAUGAUGAAAUUGCUGGACUGCUUAUUGGGUUGCUGUUGGCAGGGCAGCACACAUCUUCAACCACAAGUGCUUGGCUUGGCUUCUUUUUGUCUAGAGAUAGGUCACUCCAAGAACAGUGUUACCGGGAACAAAAAGAAGUGCGUGGAGAUGGUUUCCCUCCAUUACAUUAUGAUCAGCUCAAGGAUAUGAGUUUGCUGGAUGGUUGCUUGAAAGAAACACUUAGACUGAGGCCUCCUAUAAUGACUAUGAUGAGGAUGGCUAGAACUCCACAAACUGUUGCUGGGUAUACAAUUCCACCUGGGCAUCAAGUCUGUGUGUCUCCUUCUGUCAAUCACAGACUUAAGGACUGUUGGACAGAAAAUGUAAACUUCAAACCAGACCGUUAUCUCCAAGAUAGCCCUGUUGCAUCAGGAGAGAAAUUUGCGUACAUACCAUUUGGUGCUGGUCGUCAUCGUUGUAUUGGAGAAAAUUUUGCUUACGUUCAAAUUAAGACAAUUUGGUCAACUCUUCUGCAUUUGUAUGAAUUCGAUUUGGUGGAUGGGUAUUUUCCUACUAUAAACUAUGCAACUAUGAUCCACACACCUAAUAACCCUGUCAUUAGAUAUAAAAGGAGAUCACAUAACGCGACUUUCUCCAGCUAA
Molecule: messenger RNA, 1355 nt
Organism: Euleptes europaea (tarantolino)
Lineage: Eukaryota; Metazoa; Chordata; Lepidosauria; Squamata; Sphaerodactylidae
Product: lanosterol 14-alpha demethylase
Exons: 9
Coding region: 120-1355 (411 amino acids)
Molecular function (GO): oxidoreductase activity, acting on paired donors, with incorporation or reduction of molecular oxygen; iron ion binding; heme binding
Source: RefSeq, a predicted model, not a curated record